Molecule: messenger RNA, 1964 nt
Organism: Anopheles coluzzii
Lineage: Eukaryota; Metazoa; Arthropoda; Insecta; Diptera; Culicidae
Exons: 4
Coding region: 586-1611 (341 amino acids)
Source: RefSeq, a predicted model, not a curated record
CAUUCAAUAUUAAUUUAUCCCUUCGAUGCACCUCACCAUACUCGGAGUAUUUUGUGGAAUUCUCAUCCUCAAUGAUCCACAUCGCCAUCCAAAAAGGUAAAACAACAAGCUUUACCCGUUACCAAAAACAUCUCCACGUGUUCGACGUUUCUGGUCCAUAUUUUGAGCCCUCCCUGAAUAUGGCAUGGUUCCGAUGGGGGAUCGUGUUCCGCUAAUUUCCACCCAGCGGAAGAAAGUGAGAUGCCAUCCCCCCACAGACACACAUACACAACACCCGUCCGGAACCGGAGUGGCGCGGCAGUUGAGAAUUAGCUUCAAUUAUUACAGAGAUUCGUCGUUCAGCGUCGAUGUGCGAUGGCAGCCGUAUAAAAUGCUGCCCACCCAUGCUUUUGGGUCGCAUUCGCGCUACAUCCGUGUGCCACAGUGAACGGGGACAAAUUGUACAGUGAUAUUGGUGGGGUGAAGCGUGUGUGUUUAUUUCGUGUUUGUGGAAUAAAAGGAUCAGCCAAACGUGUCUUUGUCGUUUCGUGUGCUAUUAUUGUUUGGUGGAAAAUUGCGUUUGCGUGAAGUAGUGAACCGGUGAUUAUGGCUUUACUUAAGCAGCUGCUGCUAAUGGCAGCCAUGCUGGUGCUGGUGGUAGGACAAGAUCUUGCCGAGUCAAACACGCGAUCAGUUGAUGAGGGUCGGCGAAGAAAGCGGUUCUAUAAGUUCUUGUUCAAAUCUCUUGGUCCGAUCCUUUCCACCCUCUCGACCGUGGUGCUCGUGAAGGCAAAGAUCGUCCUGGUGGGUCUUUUUUUAGCUGGAAUUUACUUCUUUGGGCACAAAAUAUUUCCGGGUGGCUUUUUCGGUUCAUCGUUCAUUAGCGAGACACCGCCACCGUUCCUGGAGUCGAGCCCGUACACCAGCUACCAUUCGGGGCACGAGAUCAUCUCCAGCUACCCGGGACCGGAGCCGACGUUCACCAGCUUUGACCACUCGUCGAGCAGUUACGGCACACCGGCUUCCUCGUACGGGCCACCUUCGAACGCUUAUCUGCCACCGACGUCCGACACUUCGUCCUACUCCUCCUACUCGAAGUACAGUGGAACGAGGCGCAAGCGUGAUGCUGAGGCGGGUAGACAGCAAACGGCCGGAAGUGAUGCGAAUGAGGAUGAACUGGAAGAAAAUGAGAUGUACUGGACGGACACACUAACCGAUAUGACCUUCCGCUUUCUGGGCGUGAAUCGACGCGUCUGUCGGAAGCGGUUCGUGUGCGAGUUUGAUUUCCAAGCGCGGCGGAACCCGCUCCUCCUCUUCGUCACACGUGCCAUUGGCCGUGAUGUGUUCCACAACUAUCGUGACGCUGGUGAUGAGAAGGCGGCCAGCUACAGUGACUGUGGCCGCAUCUACGAGGACUGCAAGGUGCCGAAGAGGAAAAAGUUCGCCCGUCGACCGGUUCGCCCUGUAGGCCCUCAGCAGCAGCAGCAUUGGUCGUCGUCUGAUCCGGUUGAUGAUAUGCAGGAGAAUGAAAUUGAUUCGACCGCUUCGACGUACGAAACUACCACAGUUAGCCCUGGCAGAAGCAAACUGAUUCUGCUCCCGAAGCGUCCGAAUCGCUUCCGAAGAAACUAACUCGGGGGUUCGUCGCUUAGCAGUUUCGUGAAGCGUGAUUUAGCUGUAACUAAGAGGAUAAUCUAUUUAUUUAUUUAUUUAUUGCAAUUUAAAGAAAGGCAAAAUAAAAGGAAAAUAAAAUAAAUUAAAAACCGUUUUUUUUUUCAUUACUACCACACACCACACCAUGUCGUCCCUUUAUUUUUCUUCGAAAUGAUUCAUGUCUGACUACAACACACCCCUCUUUGCGUGCUACACGAUGAUUGCCUCUCUACCGAUGACGCAGGCCUUUUCUAGGACACUUUUUUGGUUUUCUUCUUCUUCAUCCCAUCGAUAGUGGACGCAAGGACGUCGAUGUCGCGCGUAUCGAUGUG